AUGGGAAGGUUCAUCAAGUCGAACGCCAUCAAAUUCACUAAACUCGGCGAUCCCAGAGAAGUGAGUAAACCAUUUCUAGCAGGGUUAUCAGUAAAAAUUUAUGAUCACUCACUAAAAUUGUUUCUUUUCAGACUUUGUCAUUGACAACUGAAGAAGUAGACACUGAUUUAAAGGAAGGGGAAGUCCUCGUCAGAUGGAUUGCCUGUCCAGUCAAUCCGGCCGAUAUUAAUAUAGCCAGAGGGGUCUAUUUCUAUAAGAGGUUGCCCCCCGCAUCCUUGGGGAUUGAUGGAUUUGGAGUUAUCGAGAAAGUAAGCCAGCAAACUAUUCUCUUUAUAUCCUGUUUCAAGAAAUAUAGGCUCGUAAGAUGUUUUGAUAUCAUUUUAGAUUGGCCCUGGAGUAAAAUAUGUGGAUGUUAAUGACCAUGUGAUGCCCUUACACCCGCAUAUCCAGGGAGGAUACUGGCGAGAAUUUCAGGUUCUCCAAGCACUUGGUCUUUACAAAUUAAACAAGAGAUUACCAUUAGAAGCGAAGGCGACUUUAACAGCCAACGCCGCUACUGCCUACUUGAUGUUAAAGUUGUUUGUUCCGCUUGAGAAAGGAGAUUAUGUUCUUCAAAAUGCUGCAAAUUCUCAAGUCGGGAGAGCGGUCAUCGAUAUAUGCAAAGGUAACAUGUCUUUGCAGGUAUCCUUUUACAGUAUUAAUAUGAUUAUUUCAGCUUUUGGAUACAAAACUAUAAAUGUAAUCAGAUAUCGGAUAAAUGUGGACAAAUUAAAGCAAGAAUUACUUGAUUUGGGAGGGGACUAUGUCUUCACAGAAGCCGAAUUCAAAGAAAACGGCCGAAAAUUCGUCAACUCGUUGGAUCGUCCACUGAAAUUGUCGAUAAAUGGAGUAGGCGGAAAGAGUUCGAUUCCCAUUUCAGCCAAUCUAGCCAAAUUUGGGACAAUGCUGGUGUAUGGAGGAAUGAGUUUGAAGCCGCAUGAAAUCCUGACUUCAUCUUUGGUUUUCAAGAGUAUUAAAGUCAUCGGAUUCCAAUUAUUUGAUUACUUUGGAGUAGAGCAGGAUGAUUUCAGAAGAAGAACAUACGAUGAGCUCACUGUAAGAUUCAUCCAUGAAUAUCCAGUCGGUUUAGGAAUUAUUUUUGGCCGGCAAGUUACAUGUGAGUCCGAUGGAAAAAGUGCCAAUGGAAAAUUUCAAGGAGGCCGUGGCUAAAACCAUGGCUGGAAGUCAUUUAAAACAGCUUUUAAUGAUCUCCAACGAGCACGCAAGUAGUCAUAUUUAA
This is a messenger RNA of Bursaphelenchus xylophilus (pine wood nematode), 1279 nucleotides long. The record is from the annotation of a GenBank genome assembly. NCBI's taxonomy places the organism in Eukaryota, Metazoa, Nematoda, Chromadorea, Rhabditida, Aphelenchoididae.